Molecule: messenger RNA, 3656 nt
Organism: Desarmillaria tabescens
Lineage: Eukaryota; Fungi; Basidiomycota; Agaricomycetes; Agaricales; Physalacriaceae
Product: RNA polymerase II-associated protein
Exons: 14
Coding region: 79-3381 (1100 amino acids)
Biological process (GO): transcription elongation by RNA polymerase II; regulation of DNA-templated transcription
Cellular component (GO): Cdc73/Paf1 complex
Molecular function (GO): RNA polymerase II complex binding
Source: RefSeq, a predicted model, not a curated record
UUUACAACUACCACCGUCGUUCUGUGAUUCAGUUCAAGUAGAACGAUACCAUCUCCCCACGCUCUCUCAUAAGCAGGCAUGGAUAACCUCGAGGAGGCAGGCCCUACAGGACGUACUGUCGACAUCGAACUCGGGAGCGGUCAAGAGGUCAUCACUAUUGAUUUGGAGGACUUGGACCCGAAUCCCAAGGAUGUACUGGAUUUAUUGAAUGAGGGACAUCCAGGUGUAUGGGUUUGGACGAAACUCGCCGCGGAAUAUUGGAGAAAAGGGUAUCUGGAGGCGGCCGAGUUGAUUGCGACCACAGCAAUACAAGUCGUGACAUCUGAUGGAUUUCCCGCUUCCCUUCCGCCCAUAUAUGCCCUGCUUGCCAAUAUUCAGGUGGCCAACGCUCGAACAGCACCAAAAAUUGUGCUGCACAAUGCCGAACAGGAUAUAUUAGCCAGUGCGAAAACGAAGGAUGAUUUUCACCGUGAAGCAGCUCACCUGUUGAACAAGGGUGACCGGGCAAGUCAUGCAGAAGGAGGGUCUAUGAUCAGCGGAACACUUGCAUUCUUGACUCGAGGUAUCCAGCAGUUAGCUACCCGCUCUAUGGAUGAUGCCAUGCGUUCGUUCGAAGGCGUUUUAAUGGAGAAACCGACGAAUGUCGUUGCCCUGCUCGGAAAGGCCCGAAUUUUGUAUGCUCGUAGAAAUUAUCCUCUGGCGUUGCAAACAUUCCAACAAGUCCUACGAAUGAAUCCCCGUUGCCAACCGGAUCCUCGCAUUGGUAUAGGUCUAUGUUUUUGGGCCUUAGACGACAAGGCGAAGGCGAAAACUGCGUGGCAAAGAAGUUUGGAAGUGAAUCCUUCGGAAUGGGCGGCCCAACUUCUUCUAGGUUUAGAGUCGAUUAAUGCGAGCAAGAGCGAUCAUCCCUCUGAAUCAACACGCGUUCAUUUGUUCACUACGGGGACAAAAUACAUCGAGAAAGCCUUUCAGCAGUCUAGUCGAAACAGUGCAGCAGCGGCCAAUGCCCUAUGCGAGUUCUUCCUUCAGAAAGGCGACGUUACGAGGAGCCUGAAGCUUGCUGAACGUACAAUUCAGUUCGCCGACACGUUAACAGUUCUGACAGAGGGUUACAUACGGGCUGGUCGUGUUGCUCAUGCCCAGGGAUCUCUUACCCAAGCUCACAAGCAUUAUUCAGUCGCCCUUGAAGGACAGCCCAAAAAUAUACUGGCAAGUAUAGGAUUGGCACAGAUACAGAUCAGUAACGAUGAACUGGCGGCGGCUAUCCACACUCUCGAUACUCUUAUCCAACGUCCCAACCCUCAGGAUUCUCUGGAGGCCACACUCAUAUUGGCGUCUUUGCGCGCUUAUCCUCGACCAGGUGUCUCGAGCUCAGAUCUUGCUCAGGAGAAAGCGCGCGCUCGGGAACUGUUCGAACGCGUCAGCAAACGACUCGAAAUCGACGGAACAAAAGCAAAUGGACAGGUUCGACCCAAGGUCUCUCCCAUCAUCAGCGAAGACAUGGACAUGUACGUUGAGAUUGCAAAGCUAUGGCAAGACGAGAACUUGGAUAAAACUGUCGUCGCGUUGGGAGAGGCGUUGAAGAUCAGCAGCUCGUCGGCCAGCGUAGGCCAAGUCGAUGUUCAGCUGUUGAACAACCUCGGUGUCCUGCGUCACCUUACGGGACAAUUACCAGAUGCGAGGACAUUAUACGAGAAUGCCCUUAUCAAAGCGGCCGGCCUCGGUCCUGAUGUUGGCGAGGGUAUGUCAACAUCGAUCUUGUAUAACCUUGCCCGGGUCUACGAGGACCAGGGAGAAGAUGAAUUGGCAAAGGAUGCCUAUGAAAAGUUGCUUUCACGACAUCCGGAGUAUGUUGACGCCAAAAUACGGCGCGCUCAAAUGCUCACUAAUUUGCGUCGCAACACUGACGCACAUGACCUUCUGAAACAGGCGCUAGCCUCGCAGAACAAAGACCUCAAUGUCCGCGCAUUCUAUACCUAUUUCCUGAUUCAAAGCGGUUUGCCUAAGCUCGCGAAAGAUUUCGUGUUCACAACUCUGAAGGAUCACGACAAACACGAUGUCUACUCCCUUUGUGCGGCUGGCUGGAUUAUGUAUCAGCAAUCUCGGGAAAGUCGAGAUGCUACAUCCAAAGGUACUGAGGAUAGGCGCCGUGGAUUCCAGCGUUCUGCCGAAUUCUAUGAAAAAGCUUUGUCGCUGGAUCCGCUUUGCGCAUUUGCAGCUCAGGGUCUGGCUAUCGUCACGGCAGAAGAUGCUCUCGGCACUUUGAGCGGCGGACAACCUUCGUCGAAUACGGAUGAAGCUCUGAAACGACUGCACAACUCCCGUGAAGCUCUAGACGUGUUUGGAAAGGUUCGAGAGUCACUGAACGAUGGUAGCGUGUACUUCAACAUGGGGCAUUGCUAUUAUUCUCGUGAUGAAUAUGACCGAGCGAUUGAAAGUUAUGAAACAGCUUCUACACGCUUCUACCACGAUCAAAACGUAUCGGUGCUUCUGUGUCUCUGUCGUUCGUGGUAUGCCAAGGCAACAAAAGAUCAAUCGUAUAAGGCGAUGACCACAGCACUACAUUAUGCUCAAAAGGCCUUGCACAUACAACCUAAUGACAAAGCCAUUCUUUACAACAUCGCUAUGAUUCAACAGAAGUCAGCUGAGAUGCUCUUCACCAUUGAUCCCUCAAAACGGACAUUGAAAGACUUGCGCCACGUAAUUAACCAGGCAGCACAUGCUCAGAAGAUCUUUGCCUCUCUUGCUUCGGACAAAUCAGAAAAUGUCCCAUACAGUCGCGAUAUUGCUGAUCAAAGACGGAAGUACGGUGACAGCAUGCUUCGGAAAGGUGAUGAUCAUCUAGCCAGCCAGAAGCAAUAUGAAGAUCGUGCACAAGCUAAAUUGUUUGAUGCACGGCAGAGACGGCAGGAGGAAAGAGAUCGGAUGGAAGCCCAACAGCGCGAGAGGGCCGAGCGAGAACGUUUAGCAGCAGAAGAGCUGGCGAACAAAAGGCGAAUCGCACGUGAGCAAGCUCAAGCCUGGUCCAGGGACUUGGUACGUAUGGACAGCGAUGACGAAAAGGAGAAGCGGCCAAAGAAAUCCAGAAAGGCGAGGGGCGAGGGGGCUGCAGGUAGUGGCGAUGAAGCAGAGCCUAAGAAAAAGCGGAGAGGAAAACUAAAGAAAACCAACGACCAGGCUAAUGGAGAUGGAGACGGAGAUGAACCCAUGGCUACGUUCAGUGACGAUGAGGAUGUAGAGAAACCCAAGAAGCGGCCAGUGAAGAAACGAGUCGUGAGAGAUGACGACGAUGAGGAGACGGCCGGUGGUCCUCGGAAAAAACAGUUUAAGAGUAAGGAGAUGCUUUCAGAUACUGACGACGAGGAGAUGGAUGUGUCAUGAUGCUACCUAUGUUUAUUUUUGUUGUUUGUACAUUGCGCCUAUAUCUGUAUUAUCUAACUUCCUGUCCUCGGUACUGUUGCGAAGUCUUCUUACUUGCCUUCAGAAGUUUAAGUGAGGGAUCAAAGAAAUACCGUCAUUCUAUCGUAGUUCCGUAGUCAGUAUAGCCUGUGCAGAGUACAUGAGGUUUACCAUCCCUCACUUUUUCCGUGGAGUCGAACAGGGGUGCCUGAUGUCUAUAUUACGCAACUACAGUUGUGGACAAUCAAAGACGACAA